Fukomys damarensis (Damara mole-rat) is the source of this 3356-nucleotide messenger RNA. It is a transcript of the gene Pasd1, whose product is annotated as PAS domain containing repressor 1. Gene Ontology annotation, cellular component: CLOCK-BMAL transcription complex. Bases 76 to 2808 code for a protein of 910 amino acids. Gene Ontology annotation, molecular function: DNA-binding transcription factor activity, RNA polymerase II-specific. The record is from RefSeq and is a predicted model, not a curated record. Lineage: Eukaryota; Metazoa; Chordata; Mammalia; Rodentia; Bathyergidae. The transcript is spliced from 18 exons. Gene Ontology annotation, biological process: negative regulation of circadian rhythm; regulation of transcription by RNA polymerase II; negative regulation of DNA-templated transcription.
ACCAGCUCAGUGGCCUGGCCUGAGGAGGGAGAGCCGGACAGUGCACUGCAGAAUCUGUCAUUGUUUCACUGGAAAAUGGAGGGAGAUGAAAGGGAAACAAAGAGGAGCCCGCCUGAUAAAGAUGAAGAUCUGACAGAGGAAUACGGUUACACGGUGUUUGAGCAGAUUCACACCUUGAUGCAACGUCACGAAUGCCCUAAAAGUGGUGAUGGAGACAAGGCACAGUUGGGCCUGACCUCCUCUUCAACAGCGAUCGGCACUUUCUCUGCAACAACCAGCGGGAUGUCCUCUUCAACAGUGAUCAGGACCUCCACUUCAACAGUGAGCCAGACCUCCCAUUCUAUGAUUCAGUCCUCCUCUUCAACAGAGAGCCAGAGCUCUUUUUCAGCAGUGAGCCAUGUCUCCCCUCUCACCAUCCAGAGCUCUUCUUCAGCAGAGAGCCAGAUCUAUUCAACAAAGAGCCAGACCUCUCUGACCAGAAGCCAGACCCCCUCUGAGAAUGAGAACCAGAUGUCUACUGCGGUCUCCAUCAUUAAACAAGAAAAUCUCAGUUCACCGGUCCCUGCUGAUGAACAAAAUUGGGUUCCAUCAUUUUGUAACCGAGAAGAAAUGAGCAAAGUGGUGCUACAGGCAUUAGACUGCUCUAUGAUUGUGCUGAGUACAGAUGGGGUGAUCUUUUACAUCACUGAAAACAUCACAGCUGUCCUUGGCUACUUAUCAAGUGAGGUUAUGGGAAGGAAAUUAUUGAGCUUUCUGCCUGAUGAAGAGAAAAAUGAAGUCUACCGGAACAUUUGCUUGAAACCUCCUCUGUCAGAAUCAGUGGGAAGCCAUGUUGAAUUUUGCUGUCAUUUAAAAAGAGAAAUGCCUACACAGGGAGAGUGUCCUAUUUACGAGUAUGUGAAAUUUGUCCUGACGCUCAGAGAUAUUUGCAGUAAGUCUUUUGUGUUUUUUGGUGGCUUUGUUCCCAGCGGCCUCUGCUUGGAAUCAAGCGCUAUGAAAUUUUCCAUGGAAGAUCGUUUCCUUCUUGUGGGGUCUGUUUGUGCCAUCAAUAGUGAGAUCCUAAAGGAACUCUGCACUAUGAAGCAGUCCUGUAAGAGUGAGACUAAUCAAGAUUCAGAUAAGGAGGAUUCUUUGAUGAUCUACAGAUCACUUCAAGGAAUAACCCCUGGAAUGAGUCCUGCUGCUUCUUCUUUUGAUACUUGCAAUGUUGACCCUGGACUGUGGGAAGGAAGCCAAGAAUGGAAGCCAACAGAACAGGAAAAGAUCGCACAAGUAAAAUCUGAGCAGUAUGGACCAGAAAUAAUUGUUCAAGUUAAGCCAGAAAAGUCCAGCUCAUCGUCUGAGACCAGCGUAUCAACCUCGGAAGACAUACCAGAUUCAUUAACUACAACCUUUCAUGCCUUUACAUAUGAAAGUAGUAUGGAUGCGAGGAGAUGUCAGGACCCAGUUGACAUGGAGUUUGUAGUGGACUCCAGCUACCUAAGGGAAUCUGAGGAUACGAUGCAUUGGGGGGAACCCGUGGUGCAGGAAGCCCCGCUGGAGCCCAUGGUGCACAAGGUCAAGAUGGAGCCAGUGGUGCCAGAGGAGCUGAUGGAACCGGUGGUGCAGGAGGACCGCCCCUCCUCUGGAGUGGCUACCAGACGCCGCACUCAGGUGCAGCCAGCUACAUUGAGCCAUGUGCUUAGCCGUCCUGACCUCUGGCCUAUGAAGAAGACAUCCAGGAAGCAAUCCCCCGGGAAAGUGAAGCGUUCCCCCUCAGAUGGCAGGGACACCAAACGCUUCUGCACUGCAUCCCAACUUGGCAUAUUCCCUGAGAGGCUUGAGGACUUUUCUGACACCUUCAUCCAGUACCUGCAGGAGCUGGAGCCACAGAUACAGCAGCAGGAAGAGGAGCCAAAGAUGACGCAGCAGGAAGAGCUGCAGGUACAGGAGCAGGAAGAGGAGCCAAAGAUGACACAGCAGGAAGAGCUGCAGAUACAGCAGCAGGAAGAGGAGCCAAAGAUGAUGCAGCAGGAAGAGCUGCAGGUACAGGAGCAGGAAGAGGAGCCAAAGAUGACACAGCAGGAAGAGCUGCAGCUGCAGCAGCAGGAAGAGGAGCCAAAGAUGACACAGCAGGAAGAGCUGCAGAUACAGCAGCAGGAAGAGGAGCCAAAGAUGGGGAAGCAGGAAGAGCUGCAGGUACAGCAGCAGGAAGAGGAGCCAAAGAUGGGGAAGCAGGAAGAGCUGCAGAUACAGCAGCAGGAAGAGGAGCCAAAGAUGACACAGCAGGAAGAGCUGCAGCUGCAGCAGCAGGAGAAGCCAAAGAUGGGGCAGCAGGAAGAGCUGCAGGUGCAGCAGCAGGAAGAGGAGCCAAAGAUGGGGCAGCAGGAAGAGCUGCAGCUGCAGCAGCAGGAGAAGCCAAAGAUGCCGCAGCGAGAGGAGCCACAGAUGCUCCAGAAGCAGGUGCCUGAGGAAGAGCAGAGACAAGAGCAGCAGCUGCAGCAACAACAGGUCCAGUCCAGAGUUUCACCUCUUCAAAUGAGAGCUGAGCAACAACCCUCUAGCAGCAUUCGCGAUAAAGACUCCAAGGACCAGGGAGAAGGGAGUCCCAGUAUUCAUCCUGAAGAACAACAGGGGGCCUGCAUGGUUGCAGCCACAUCAUCGGGAAAUAGUUCUGAGUCAGUUUCCACCCCCUUAUCGAAGUCGCCUAUUCCUCCAUCUGACUGCACCAAGGGCUUCAUACAGGUGUGGCUAGAGUCCUCAAACUCACAGGACGUCUUCCUGGAGCUGGACACUUGGUCUGCCAGUGACCAGAGCUCUGGUGACUAGGCCGCCUUGCAGCCGCAGGAAGAAGCACCUGACAACUCUGCAGGUGCCCAGGCCUCUUCUAACAACCAUCCCAGGAGACACUUCAUCCCUUUGGAGCAGUACAGCUUGAGUCUGCAGCGCCAGCAGAGCCCUCCUCCCAAGCCAUGAGAGGAAGGGGGUGCCUGGGGGCCCUGGCUCUGCCCCUUGGUGUCCGGGCAGGGUAAACAUUUCCCUUCCCCCAGAAGUUGUUUUUGCCCUUGUUUGUUAAACAUAGCCUGUUUAUGGGAAAUGGUGCUGCGGAAGCUGCCUUUGAUACCUAGUUUGCUAACUGCUUUCCCCUGCCUGCCACACCCAGCUUCCACUGGCAGGCUGGCUGCAGUGUUUCCAAGUUCGAAUGCCAUUUUUAUGCCAACAAAAAUUGCCAGAGUGGUUUCAUUCUAGUAAGAAGUGUUCAGUGUUAGCCUUAGGGAAACUGAACAGGAAUGGGUCUCCAACUGUGCAGACUUAGAAUCCCAACAAAAAUUGCUUGGGAGUUGAUUAUAGCUUCGUUGCUGAAUAAACAUUUUCGU